GCGAGUUUCUAUUUUGCUUUGUUAAAUAAAAAGUCAAAAAAUAAAAACAAAGACGUGUGUUCCUAUCAAAUUGCCGUUUUUCGGAAAUACUCACGGGCUGGCUUCGGUUACGCUUCGGAGCCCGAGGGCUCGUGAGCAAUUCCUGUUUUUUUGCCGCUAGUCUAAACGGGACUGGGUAGCCUGUGGAACCUUAGGGCUAAGCCACCAGGCGACAUUUAUGGCGGGCUGGUGUUUUCCCGUUCAAGAGAGACCGACAAAAAUACGAAAUCUUGUUCAUGGAUCGUGAGAAACGAAUUUUUGUUCGUAAAAGUAUCAUAUGAACUUCAUAUAAAUGCAAAGUAAUAAUGAAUGUAGGAUUAGAAGAGGAACGAAAGCGUAAGCGGUUAAAACAGUGGAGCAUCGAAGAAAGUUUCAAGCGACAAAAAAUACAUCUCGAGCCAAAGCCAAAACACAAGCAUAGAGCAGAUCACCACAAAUCUGAAAGCAAGACAAGGCAACGAUCAUCAUCAAAUAAAAGCUAUUCAAGUAUGAGUGGACCGUCUGACCCAAUACGCAGGAGACAACUCCUGGCGGAGGCAGCAGAGCGGAGGUCCAAUGCAAUUUCUGGUGUCGCUAGUCCUGAUGUAGGCUCCGAGGGCACAGGAUCAGAUGUGACUGUAGAGCCAUGUGGAAGCAGUGAAGGAGAAAGUGGACUAGUAGAAUUUGAUGAGUAUCCUAGCUCCCCAUCUAUCCCGGAAGAGUACCGCAUAGAACAGCAAGACUUGGAACCUGCAUGUACUACUGGGGGAUCACCUCUGUGUACACUAAAUAGGACGCCAGCAUGUUGCCUGCCUUUGCCACCGCUGGUUACUCAACCUGACCACACAGUCCUCAUAAGGCCAUCUAUCAGCGGGGAUUUUGCUUCACCACCCAAGCCGUCCUACAGCACUUAUAGGGACAAGUGGGAUAAAGACCAUGUCAGAAUGCCUUGCUCUACAAACAAUCUCUACCCGAUGGAGAAUUCCAAAAAGGUCCAAAAUCGAUGGGAGCUAAUAGAAUCAGCUCUGCUGGCUCCAAUCAAGUCUUCACAUGAUUUACAGGAUGCCAUUCUAAAGUAUAAUGCCCGCUAUUCAUCAAGAUGGAAUUUUGAGGCUCUUCAUUGUUACUUUAACGAGUAUCUGGACUCUAGUGAUGCCCAAGAGUUCUUUGAUCACACCUUACCAGCAAUGGUGCGGCUUACCCUUCAGAUACCUUCUGUGUGUACUGUGGCUAUACCGCUAAUGAAAAGGCAAAAGAAUCACAGUAUCACCAUAAGCCAACAUCAGGCUGCUUGUCUACUUGCCAAUGCGUUCUUUUGCACCUUUCCAAGGAGAAACUCUCACAAACACUCAGAAUAUUCCAACUUCCCUGAUAUAAAUUUUAACAGACUUUUCCAAGGGGGAAAGGGAGGAACAAGCACAGUGAAGUGUGAAAAGCUACAGUCUGUACUACACUAUUUUCGCUGUGUCACACAAUGCACUCCCACAGGAACGCUGACAUUCCACCGCCAAGCCUUGCAGUCGGAAGAUCUCCCCAAGUGGGAAAGAUCAAGUGAAAACUUUAGCAGACUUCAUGUCUCUACCAAAGGGAACAUUGAAGAUGAUGGUACAGGUUUUCUACAGGUCGACUUUGCUAAUAAGUAUAUUGGCGGUGGAGUUAUAGGAGAGGGCUGUGUACAGGAAGAGAUUCGAUUUCUGAUCUGUCCUGAGAUGAUCCUAUCCAGGUUGUUUUGCGAAAGGCUAGACAGUAACGAGUGUGUAUUCAUAAUAGGUGCUCAACGUUUUAGUAAUUACACCGGUUAUGCCCACACCUUUAAAUGGGCAGGACAUCACGAUGAUAAAAGUAUAAGGGACUCGUGGGGUCGGAGAUAUUCCCAAGUCGUGGCAAUAGAUGCGCACGUGUUCCAUAGUUACAUUGACCAGUUCAAGAUAGGUUUUCUCAAGAGAGAACUAGAUAAGGCGUAUUGCGGGUUCUACUCUCCGGGGGACAGCCGUAACCUGCCUGCAAUAGCCACAGGAAACUGGGGCUGUGGUGCUUUCGGUGGAGAUUCGCGUCUCAAAGGACUCUUACAGAUGAUGGCGGCAUCCGCGGCCAACAGAGACCUUGUGUAUUUCACAUUUGGAGACUCGGAACUAGCGGAGGAUCUUUUAGAUAUCCACAAUUUUAUCAAGGAAAGGCAUUUAACACUGGGCCAAAUCUGGGAGGUCCUUCACCGCUACGGUAAAGAGACGGCUGCGGCUUCCUCUGUGACCAUCAAGCUGUACAAUUACAUCCGUCAGCUGUAUGAACGCUACGACAGCGACACCGAUACUGAGACAUAUACCCAAUUAGCUUCUGCAACCAGUACGAUAACCAGUACACUGGAGAAUAGCCAAGCCCCUGAUACCUACGAAGAAAGGUCGCAACCGUCGCAGUCAGGUCUAUAGCCACGCCCAUGAUGCCUGUCGGGGAUGGUCACCACGCGUGCAGUCCGAUCUAAAGCCACGCCUAUGAAACCGGCAUUGCUAUAGCGAAGAGCUGGCGGACAUUGGCUAAGCAAUGCUUAGCAUUGCUUAGCAGUGCUCUGCAAAACAGAGAUGAGAGGUGCUGGGAAAAAGCUCCAGCUUUUCUUUGAGCAUAGCGUUGCCAGCAAUGCUGCUGAUGUUGCCGCUUUUUUCUCGGGGCUUAAGGGGCGCAAAAAAACAGGACCCUCAUAUCUACAAUAUGAGCCCUCACAGUCAGGUCGAUACCCUUGUCACAUAUUCACAGGCGAAAUCAGAGGGCUCCCACGGACGGAAGUUUAGAAAUAUAUGGUGAGCUAAAUCAACAAUUGGCUCACGCAAAAUUUUAUAUAAGUCCUACCUCAAAGAGAUCAUGUACAUGUAUACGCUCGUCAGUAUUCACGUUUUAAUACCCUUGUAACGUUUUAAUACCGUGGUGGUAGUAUAUAGGGAACCUGCUCCCGGUUUGACUUCACAAUGCUACUGAUUACCCCACACGGUAGCUACAAAUAAACGUCUAUUCCACAAAGUA
This is a messenger RNA of Nematostella vectensis (starlet sea anemone), 3030 nucleotides long. RefSeq names its product poly(ADP-ribose) glycohydrolase. Gene Ontology annotation, molecular function: poly(ADP-ribose) glycohydrolase activity. Lineage: Eukaryota; Metazoa; Cnidaria; Anthozoa; Actiniaria; Edwardsiidae. Gene Ontology annotation, biological process: carbohydrate metabolic process; nucleotide-sugar metabolic process; regulation of DNA repair. The transcript is spliced from 24 exons. The record is from RefSeq and is a predicted model, not a curated record. Gene Ontology annotation, cellular component: cytoplasm; nucleus. Bases 345 to 2444 code for a protein of 699 amino acids.